AUGUGGCCCCUCGGGAUUGUUGACCGCUUUUGUAGAGAACUCGGCGACAAAAUUGUUGAAAUUGCCUCUCUUGGCCUCGCCUUGCCAAGAGGCGAGGCUGCCUUUAACAGCGACAAGGGACGUCUCGCCGUGGCCGACGAGGGUUGGGAUUAUUUGAAGACGGCGAUUCCUUCGCAGCUCAUCUCGGAGAGAGGCUCCAAUCUCGUCGUCAUCAACCCUGGUUCUGCGAACAUCAGAGUGGGCCUCGCUCAGCAGGACGCGCCUUUCGCCGCCCCUCAUUGCAUCGCCCGGUGCACCAGCCCGGUGCCCAAGCGAAACGUGCAAGAUCAGAUGCUCAAUUCUCAAGUUACGACGGCACAACACAUGGAGCGAGAGAAGGCUUAUGAUAUCAUAGCAUCAUUGUUGAAAAUUCCGUUCUUGGAUGAGGAGGUCACGAACAGCAGCUCUUUCCAGCGCAAGAUGGGACGUGUUGACGCUUAUAAUCCACAGAAUGGUAGGAAAGAUUCAGUGUUUUCUUGGACGGAUGUGUAUGAGAGGCAAAGUUCGACUCUGGUAACAGAUAGCUCAGAGGAUAAAGACUUGCCUAGUACUUCGUUGGGCCAACAUGAGGGAGGGGAUAUGGACUUAGGUCAACGUAAAUACAGACCGUUCAUUUGUGGUGAGGAAGCUCUGAAAAUAUCACCCACAGAGCCUUACUGCUUCCGCCGUCCUAUCCGAAGUGGUCAUUUUAACAUUUCGCAAGACUAUCCUGUGCAGCAGGGGUAUGAGGAUUUGCAUACUCUCCGGGACUGGAUGUUGGUGGAGAAAUUGCAUAUACCUCAAUCUGAAAGGAAUAUGUAUUCUGCCAUUCUUGUAGUGCCAGAGACAUUUGACAAUCGCGUGGAUGCAUGA
Molecule: messenger RNA, 891 nt
Organism: Rhodamnia argentea
Lineage: Eukaryota; Viridiplantae; Streptophyta; Magnoliopsida; Myrtales; Myrtaceae
Product: actin-related protein 9-like
Exons: 9
Coding region: 1-891 (296 amino acids)
Source: RefSeq, a predicted model, not a curated record